Messenger RNA from Ostrea edulis (European flat oyster), 1990 nucleotides. RefSeq lists its product as uncharacterized. The coding region runs from base 1 to 1005 and encodes 334 amino acids. The record is from RefSeq and is a predicted model, not a curated record. Lineage: Eukaryota; Metazoa; Mollusca; Bivalvia; Ostreida; Ostreidae. The transcript has 9 exons. Gene Ontology annotation, molecular function: tumor necrosis factor receptor binding. Gene Ontology annotation, biological process: immune response. Gene Ontology annotation, cellular component: membrane.
AUGGAGUGCAAUUGUUUACCGAAAUUGGAAAGCACGUGUUCGUGUCUGCCGAUUCAGGAAAGCUCUACUUGCGGUGCAAAUUGUAGCCAUGGAAAUUAUACAUCAAAUCUCAUGAAAGUGCUGGGGACUGCAGUCUUACUUUUAUCAGUAGCUACAGGUUAUUUGCUAAUUCAAACUCAUCAACUGAACAAAUCGCUGCAGAAGUUGCAAAUCAAUGAUGAAACGCAAAGUUAUUUGGCACAAGAAGGUCGUUUUCCGCUCAAAAGUAAAAUUUACAUGCAACAGAAAUCAUCUGAAAUCUACAAAUCCGUUGAAUACAGAAGAAGAAAAAGAAACAGUCGAAGGAGAAAUCGUAUACGGAAUGAGUUGUCACAAAUCAAAAGCCAGAUUGGUACCCUGGUGAAUACCACGAUCCCAAACUUGGAAGCUGGAAUUAUGAAGAAAGUCGCACACUUAAAAAUGUCUGCCGACAUGACUAAGAAUAUCCUCAACGAACCUGUUAAUAGCAUAAAUGGCUGUCGCAGUGGGGAAAAGUGUUUGAGAUGGAGUGAUCCGGAGUCCAUUUACUCCUCCACAUUCGACUAUAUGAAAGAUACAGCGUACGACAUGCCCGUAGCCAUAAAAGUCCGUAGUCCAGGCGUGUAUUUAGUGUAUGCACAAGUAGCCUUCAAUGGGCCGGAACAAGGGUAUGAGCCAUCAAUUGGAUUUGAAACAGUCCUCGUUCAUGGAGAUAUUGAAAAAACGUUGAUAAAGAGUUACAUAACACAGGAUAAUAGGGGUCGACGAUAUGACGGCUAUGGGCGUCCCUCUGGAGAGUUCCCAUUCGACACAGUGAAUCAGAUGGGCAUGUUCAAAUUAGAAUGUGAUGACUACCUACUGAUCAGGCCGAUUGGAGCCCCCAACUUCGUCUUCCGCAAUACGGAAGCCUCGUAUUUCGGUAUCGUUCAGAUUAAUCCAGUUCGAGGCCUGCUGCAUGGUGACUACAGUUGUAACGCCCAAGAAUGACAACUUUUGUUUGGAAUGUGAAUAUUGCCGGGACGAGUGGAUCCAAUCAUUUUCCUAACAGUUAUAGUGGAUCUAAGAGGGGUGGAGGAUGUUAAAAUGGUUUGUGAACACUUCUCCUAUAUGGCUUAUUUGAGUUCAUAAUGUCUAUGUUCCUGCCCAUGCUUUCUCCUCGAUACCAUACUGUACAUUAAGGGAAGGUUUCAUUUGGUGCCCUUCCAAUUUGGGGAGCUGGGGAGACCUUAAGUGUUUUUCAUUAAAAAAAAAUCUUUAGUUUUACACUUUGUACUCGUAUUUCAAAACACUUUUGUAAGUAUUCAUAAAAUAACUCUAUAAUUAUUACAUAAUAUCUUUUUUUAAAAAUUUCGGUAGAGGAAAUGUCCGGAUAAUACUGAUGUUUUGUAAUUAUAUCUUCUUAUGUAACAGGGUAAAAAAAAAAAAUGCAUUUCAUCUUCUUUCACAGAUUUAAAGCAACACAAAAUGGCACCACCGAAACUAUUGUAAUAUACGAGGUUUCAAAUAUCUCUAAAGGGUGUACAGAAAUUCUAAGUUUUAGAAUUUAUUGAUUGGAAAUUUUAAAUACUUCUAAGUUGUAGUUCAUGGCCUUUCUUGAUUUAAAAGUAACCAAAAAAUGACAUUUAAAAACACAAAAAGUGAUAUGUAUUAUCUGUGAAUAACUCUGUGCUUUGUUUUCUUCUUCUUCUUCUUUUUCUAUCAUAUACGUUAUCAUUUCCUUUAUAGAUUUUGAAAUAAAAACGACAAAAAUGCCUCGAAAAAUUUGUUUGAACGAAAAGUCAAACAAUGCAACCCAUUGUACAUAGUGUCAUGAAUUCAGUGCUUUAUGAUUUUUAUAAACAAUGUCCGGUAUCAUGUGUAAAGUACAUCUACUGUAUAUCUGCUCCAUAUUAUGUAUUCAAUUUUUGUUGUGAGACACACCCUCUGUUGAUCUUUUUAUUAACUGUUUAAUAAACAUUGUUAAUACUUGUAA